Oppia nitens is the source of this 3199-nucleotide messenger RNA. RefSeq lists its product as uncharacterized. NCBI's taxonomy places the organism in Eukaryota, Metazoa, Arthropoda, Arachnida, Sarcoptiformes, Oppiidae. Bases 20 to 3199 code for a protein of 1059 amino acids. The record is from RefSeq and is a predicted model, not a curated record. Gene Ontology annotation, molecular function: cysteine-type deubiquitinase activity. Gene Ontology annotation, biological process: protein deubiquitination. The transcript is spliced from 8 exons.
AAAAUUCGUUAGAUUUAUUAUGAAUGAUAAAAAUGAAAAUUUAUCGGCUGAAACAACUAAUAUAACCAUUUACUGGGACCGGGAGUCGUGUCCGCCACCCAUAACAGGCCGUCUCACCAAUAGUGUCAAUGUUUUACAAAAGUUAUUGAAAACAGUUUGUGUAACUGAGCGCCAACUUCGACUCAAACAUUUGGUCAGCUGGUCAUCACCGAACAUAACAGAUAUCUAUUACGAUAGCGAUAAUUGGGAUCAUUGGCUGGUAAUCGACAACUGCGACAAAUACGACUUCUUUUACCAGUAUAUCAACAAAUCGUUAAGCGAUGGGAAAACUGAAUUAGUUGUCAUCACUGGUGACCAACUAUUACUCAAACAUAUUAAAACACUUAAGUUAGACAUUUCGGGUCAGUUGUCUAUAAUUUAUGCCAAUUUAGUAGACUUCGAACAGUUAGGUUUCCCAUAUGGUAUAAAACGGCUACCAUUUGAUCAUUUAAUAAACUAUUGCAAUGAUUAUGAAAAGUUUUGUUUGUCGGCUAUUACUGGUCUCACUGAUUCAAUAGCUGAUCCAAGCUUUAAUGAAUGUUACUCAGCCAGUUCAUUACAACCAGAAAUUACUAUGACCAAGACUGAUCCAAUUGAAACAAAUAGAUAUAUAUUAAUCAAUUGGUGGAAUCAUAUAAGAAAAUUAGUGUCAUUUUUGAUUCGUUGGUUUUAUCGCAAUCAAAAUAGUUUAUGUGACAGUACUGAACAAGAAUCCCGUGAACCUGAAUCCCGAUCUCAAUCCCAGACUACUGAACAAGAUAUGGAAAAUAGACGAAAGAGAGUGACUAAAAAAUCAACCAAUAAACAGAAUAAAACUGAUGGACAGUUGUCGGUCGAUUCGACACCGAAUUGCUGUCCAUCACCAACAACAACAUCUGUGGCGUCGGCGGUCGCGUCCAGUAAUACUAAAGAGUUUUCCGAUGACUCGAGUGGUGAAGACGAGAGACAAUAUGAGAAAUUUAUUAACGAUAAGAAAACAAUUCAAACUUUGGAACCUAGUGUCCAGUCUAUUGGUUCAAUCAGUCCGACUUCAGGAUCUAAUGGUACCGGAUCUAGUGGUCUCGGAUCUAAUGGUCCCGGAUUUAGUGGUCCCGGAUCUAGUAGUCCCGGAUCUAGUGGUCUCGGAUCUAGUGGUCUCGGAUCUAGUGGUCUCGGAUCUAGUGGUCUCGGAUCUAGUGGUCCCGGAUCUAAUGGUCUCGAAUUUAGUGGUCCCGGAUCUAGUAGUCCCGGAUCUAGUGGUCUCGAAUUUAGUGGUCACGGAUCUUGUGGUCCCGCAUCUAUUGGUCCCGAAUCUAGUGGUCCCGGAGCUUCAUAUUCAAGCGUUUCGCUUACAGAUUCACCUAAAAAUAUAAAGACUUCAAACAAAACUGUUUCAUACACUCAUAUGUUUAAAAAUACUUUUGGUUUUACAUCAAACAAAUCGGAUAAAAAUAAGUCAUCAAAUGUUGAUAAUCACACAAAUCAAACAAUUAGUAAUAAACAAAAAGAACUGAAAAACAAGAAGAAGAAACAAACGGAUGAAUAUUCCGUUAGUAUCGAUAAAAUGAGUGACAAUACUAGUGGUUAUAAUCAGUAUUAUAAAUAUAAGAAACCCUAUGAGUCCGGUGUCUGUGGUUUGCGAAACUUAGGCAACACUUGUUAUAUGAACAGUGCUCUACAGUGUCUGUCAAACAUACCAUCGAUUGUCGAGUUUUGUAGAAAUUUCAAGUACUUCCAAACAAAGUCUUCAUCGAACUCACUGUUGGAACUGUUCUGUAGACUAAUUGAUGGCAUGUGGUCUCAACAAAGCGAUUGUUUAUCGCCCAACAAUUUUCGAGGCAAAGUGGCCAAAGUUUUACCGACAUUUGCCGGCUGUGGACAACAAGACUGUUCAGAAUUUUUAAGAUCAUUGUUGAAUACAUUGCACGAAGAAGUGCUGUUAAUGUCAGGAAUUGAUAACAACACUGUCUGUACUGAUUAUAAAACAUUUGGUGAAUAUCUUCAUAAUAAUCAAACAUUUAUAUCCGAAAAUUUUCAUGGAUUUCAAGUAAUGCAGUUUAGCUGCAGUCGAUGUGGUCACAGAUUAGAUGAAAAUUAUUGUCCAUUUAUUGUCAUGAAUUUACCACAAAUAAAAAGACAAGACUUAGCAUUGCUUAAGGUGUGUCUUGUUAUCAACAGUAUUGGUAGUUAUAGUUUAAGUUGUGAAACAUAUUUCUUACAAUUAACACAAAAUGAAGUACUGGUCAGUCAGGUCAUCAAAACACUAUCGCAAAGAUAUUCAGACACAACAUCACAUGUCUUGGAUGACAAAGAUCUCAUUGUCGCUGUUAUUAUCAAUCAUAAAAUAGACAAAAUCUAUAAAAUGAAUGAUAUUAUAAAUAUCAAUCAUCUUAGAGGUGAUCUAUUUGUUUAUCAAUUUGAUCCAUUACUUGUCAAUCACCUGUUUGUUUCACUUCAAAACGAUAGCCGACUAAUUGGUAUACCAUUGCUAUUAGAUAUCAAUGAAUACAAUACUGACAAUAUUAUCGACACAUUUAUCGCACAGUUGGCUAAAUGUCUUGAACCGGACGGCAAGCAAUUGUUGGCAAAUAGUUUAAUAACUAAUAAUGAUUUUGAAACCAUUAAUUUUGAUCCAAAUCUAUCAGUUGGCAAUCAGUUAAUAUUUACUAAACUGGAUGAACACUUAAAGAAAUACUAUACCAUUAAGCAAUUUUAUCACGGAUUAGAUGAUAAAAAUGGUGAACGAGUUGUCAAACUUGACGACUGUAUCAAUCGAUAUCUGUCUGUUCAACUCAUGGAUGACCAACAAAACUGCCCGAAAUGUUACAAUCGUAUAAAACCUACGGUAGAGAUUCAUAUACUACAUGCGCCUAAUAUACUACUAUUACAAGUUCAGGACUGUUUUGGUCAACAAAAUCAUUAUUUUAAUCAAUCGGACUGUCAGUUUCCAAUAACAUUGAAUUUAACUGGUCAUAUAAAGGAUACAAAAGCUAACGGUGCUCAACAUGUCUACGAUUUAGUGGCCAUUUCAAACUAUUCAGGAAGUUAUAGUUAUGGACACUAUACGGCUUAUGCUAGAAAUCAUAUCAACAAACAGUGGUAUGAAUUCAAUGAUAGUUCAGUUAAUCAAAUCUAUAAUGAAAGACAACUUCCAUCAAAAGCUUAUAUUUUGUUAUCAUAA